Nestor notabilis (Kea) is the source of this 846-nucleotide messenger RNA. RefSeq names its product polypeptide N-acetylgalactosaminyltransferase 9. NCBI's taxonomy places the organism in Eukaryota, Metazoa, Chordata, Aves, Psittaciformes, Psittacidae. The record is from RefSeq and is a predicted model, not a curated record. Gene Ontology annotation, cellular component: Golgi apparatus. The coding region runs from base 16 to 729 and encodes 237 amino acids. The transcript is spliced from 5 exons.
CAGUGUGGAGGAAGCAUGGAGGUGUUACCCUGUUCCCGCGUGGCACAUAUUGAACGCACAAAGAAACCCUACAACAACGACAUUGAUUACUAUGCAAAGCGCAACGCCCUGCGGGCCGCUGAGGUCUGGAUGGAUGACUUCAAGUCCCAUGUUUACAUGGCGUGGAACAUCCCCAUGGCAAAUCCUGGAGUUGACUUUGGAGACGUUUCUGAAAGAAUAGCUCUACGACAGCGACUGCAGUGCCGGAGUUUUAAGUGGUACUUAGAGAACGUCUAUCCUGAAAUGAGGGUUUAUAAUAAUACAAUCACUUAUGGAGAGGUUCGUAACAGCAAAGCUAGUGGCUACUGUUUAGACCAGGGAGCUGAAGAGGAUGACAAAGCAAUCCUUUACCCAUGCCAUGGAAUGUCUUCUCAGCUUGUCCGCUACAGCUCCGAUGGUGUCCUGCAGCUGGGACCGCUGGGCUCCACGGCCUUCCUGCCCGAUUCCAAAUGCCUUGUUGAUGAUGGGAAGGGCAGGACACCGACCCUGAAGAAGUGUGAAGAUGUCCUGAGGCCAGCACAGAGGUUCUGGGAUUUCACACAGAAUGGUCCAAUCAUCAGCAGAGAUACUGGCCGUUGCCUAGAAGUGGAAGUGUCAAAGGAUGCAAAUUUUGGGCUCAGAUUAGUUGUACAAAGGUGCUCGGGGCAGAAAUGGAUGAUUAGAAACUGGAUAAAACAUGGCCGACACUGACUGCCGAGGCUCAGAAGCUGCCUCUCCUGCUGUUGUCCAUUGCUCAGUGUGCCAUAUUUUGCAAGGAGGCAUUUGUCUUAAAAUAAGUUAGUCUGAACUGGACUUGACUUGACUCUC